Molecule: messenger RNA, 1203 nt
Organism: Coniosporium apollinis CBS 100218
Lineage: Eukaryota; Fungi; Ascomycota; Dothideomycetes
Exons: 2
Coding region: 1-1203 (400 amino acids)
Molecular function (GO): zinc ion binding
Source: RefSeq, a predicted model, not a curated record
AUGGAUGAACGCUUCUCCACCAUCUCUGGAUUCACAUACGACAUUUCCAGCUUGAGCCAGACUUCUCGGGAACGAGUCAGACGAGCAACGGAGAGCGGCGAUGCGAUAGCCAUGGAGUACUGCGAGCGGACCAAAGCUGGUGUAUAUGUCUUUCAUAUGAAAGACACGUUUGCCAUCUUCGUCAACGCAGAAAACCCACCCUCGAAACCUCGCUGCGACUGUGGUGUAAUGCAGGAGGGAGGGCUUGCUUGCAAGCACCUCUACUGGCUUGAAGAUCAAAUUGUCCAGGCAUACGACAAUACCUCUUCAGUGUAUAGACUUGUACCAGAUGGCUCCUCUAUCGGAAACAAACCUCCAGACCGCCCUAUUGUAAACAUGUCUCCAUUCGAGUUGAUCGAGAGGCGCCAGUUGUCCGAGCUCGCUGAGCACCAGGAGUGGCCGUUUACCAAACAAGUCCUUGAAGAAGACCAGGAUCGGGAAGAUGAACUGAAUCACAUGUUGUCGGUUUUCAACCCGAUUGCAUUCAGUCCUACAGGAUUCGUUGCCACCUUGCCCGACUUACCAUCGCCGGAACAGGCAUACAAGCAAUUUUGCGACUCGGUCAUCGCACAAGCCAUGCAAGACGACGGCUUGUACGCCAAACUACGAUCCAUCAUAGAUCCUAAAGUCCGCGCCAACGUCUUCUUCGGGAGAGUGCAAAACAAGGUUGUACAAGCGUUUAACGACUUGCAGAGGUAUCUCGAUGAUGGUCCUACCGAAUCGACGCCUCACUUUGGCGUCGAGGAAUGCGCCACCAAGCUCGAGGAGUUGGUUGAGCAAAUCCGGGAUAGCUACGCCGAGGAUGUCGAGGACGAUCCCCGCGGCCGCGAUCUUAACGCCACCAGCCGAGCCGUCAGUGCAUUGGUUGAUAUCUUACAGGGCGUUGUGGACCGCAACAGGGAUCUUUACCAAGGCCUCACAUGGGCCAUGCCUCCAAAUGAGCAAGCCCAAGGCGGUAACCUGUUCGCUCGUUUGAUCGAAGAUCACAUGGAUGAAGACGACUUGUUUGUGCUGCGCGUGCUGAAGGACAUGCCGCCGGAACUCAUCAGAGACCACCGCGAUCGUCUCGAGGGCACCCUGCAGAACCUCAGGUCGCAAGGAGCGCCGACAUCCUACGUCGCGCAGUUGCAGAACAUCAUUCAGAAGAGAAGGAGGGCCCUAUGA